AACGCCCAGUAGCCGAUGCAGAAGAAGCAAUAGUUGUGGAGAGCAGCAUGAUGGGCGCGCUGCCGCCAUGUUACCUAGAGAGAAAAAAAUAGUGCUUCUUUCUGCAUUAGGCAUAGUUAGUCUCUCCCUUUAUUUCAUCCCCUCUUUUCUAUACAUUAUUUUAACUCUCGCCCUUUGUGGAGGUGCGUCCCUUCUGCGCCGCAGAACGCCGCUUCCCGCCAGAUUAGGCCUCAAUCCUCGGGCUGGAUUUAAUGCUCGGGCUGGCUACCUGCGCCGCUUUUGGGACUGGUGGGUGAGCGACGUGUCGGUGGUGUCGCGGCGGUGGACCAAGACCGACGUCGGCAGACGUGAGCCACGCGGGUCGUCACUGGAGGCUUUCAGACAAAGACGGGCCGACGCUGCGAUCUAUCGCGGGGGGCACUUAGCUAGCGACACGUUUCUUUUUAGCCCCGGGGACUUUCUCAUGGGGAGCUACAUUGGCAAACCGGAAGGUCCGACUGGCGAUUUUGGGAGGCCCAGAGUGGUCCGCAACCCCUGUGAGCAACUGCGGGAAAAGUUAUCCAGACCCAAUCAUGCUGUCUGCACCCCGAACCGGAGGCUGUCAUUUGCCGGGGAGCAGUCUGGCCCAAUGGGACACUUCACUAUCACCCCACAGCGGCACUAUCCGCUUCAUCAGCCGGGCGCCUCCUCGCUGGGGGUCCUGCCGCCCGUCAGGUGGGACGGCUUCAGGAAGAAGAGCAUCCUCACGCCUCGAAAUUCACCGGCUACUCAGAGCCCCGUCACUGUCAAGAUCGCCCGGCCCGACCACAACAGCGCCAGUUUGGAGCACCUAAGUUGCGCCGCGGUGCCCAGGGCCCCCAUGGACCCCUGCUCCAGAGAGAGCGUCCUCAAGGUGUUGAAGGAUAGCCGCAAGAGAGAGGUCGAUGAUGCAGACAGAAGCUUUAAUGCUGAGCAGAGAAGCAAGAGAAGGCGUAACGACAGUGGAGGAAGCGCUCAUUCAGCUUUUGAGCCCCUCUUGCCCAAUGGAGCGCCAUCACAACUGGUCCCAAAGCCCGGAAGCCUAAAACGAGGGAUGAUCACAGUGGCAGAGGACUCCACCUUCAAGAGGUCCCGCACCUCUUCCAUCAGCUCUGCCAGUGGAGGUCAUGCACCGAGAGGGACGCUGGGUUCCAAGAGAAACCCCAUCCAAAGUUCUUACAGCUCUACAGUGGGCCUCAUGCAAUUUAAGAAGCCAUCUGCGCCGAGCUCGCCGAUUUCCAGCCCAGGUUCGUCUCGGUCCCAGACACCAGAUGGAGUUGCCAAGAAACAGAGAGAGGAUGACGGCCUUUCCCCCAGCUCGGCGUCCUCGGUGCGAUCAGAAAGGGCCGCAUCGGACAAAGCACCUGAUACAUCCAAACAGACUCCAGUCCUCAAAGUCCCAGUCACAACCUCAACAAACUCCGCCGGUAGCGGUGGAAAGCGAAAACGUAAGAUCCAGCUGGUUUCCAGCAACCGGGAUGACCAAAUCUCACUGCCCCCGCCACCUGAGCUGGGUUACACUAUCACUGUGAAGGAUCUGGAUGAAGAGAAGAAGGCUGCCAUCAGCAAGAUUCAAAAGGUCCUGGAGACACCUGUUCCCGAACCCGAGAAGUCCUCCCCCUCAUUGACCUCCACCGUGCCCGCCUCGUCGACCACCAGCACCGUCUCCAGCACCCUCACUCUGAGUAGCCUGUUGGCGGCCCCUCUGCCCAAAACCUCCAGCCCUGCCUCCCCGGUCAUCAACUUGGAUCCCAGUCCCGCCCCUGCAGUCUCGAACCCACUCCUGGUGGCUCUGAAGAUGAAGAGUCCUCUGAGCUCUGCCUCUGCUGCCAGCACCACCACAGUUCCUGCAUUGGGCUUGCUGCAACGCCCCAGUAUCUCAAGCCUCAAAACGCUGACCUUAACGGACGUCCUGAAGCAAUCGCCCACCUCCCAGUCACAGCCCCCUUCUGCCGGCGUGGAUCAGCCCUCUGCCUUUACUCAAGUCUUGGGCCAGGUUUCCAAGCCCAUCAGUAGCACUCCGUCACUACCAGCAGCGGGCUUGUUCGGAGCAUUGAGCCAGAAUGCCAUUCCUGCCGCAUCCUCUGCUUCUACCCCCGCACCGGUCACCACUGCGGCACUCAUUCAUUCUAACCCUCUGCUGGCCUCGGGGUUCAAACCCAUCUUUGCUGUCGCCACCACCACCUCUACCCCAUCAACUAUAACAGCCCCAGAGAGCAAACCCCCACUCCAAAGCUUCAAGCCAAUUUUUGGAAGUAGCCCUGCCGGGGCUGGCUUCACUACACCACCUAAUACAACCUCCACCACAACAUCCACAACCAUCUCUUGUGCCGCAGGGAGCGGCUUUGCGCCGCCACCUUACACAACCUCUACUGCAAAAUCUGCGAUGGUUUCUUUAACGUCUACGAUAUUUGGUGCCUCAACAAGCAGCAUUGUUACCUCGCCUCUCUUCUCUGGAUUGACUUCCACUGCUGCGGCUACCAUCGGCUCUACCACCAGCACGACCCCUGCAGCCCAGCCAGCUGUAAAAUCCAUCUUCGGAACCUGGUCGGCGCAACCCUCAGCUAGCGCGAGUACCACAUCAGCGCCAGCUCCUACGACAGGAUUUCAGUUUGGACCCACAGCCGCCACAACUCCAACACCCGCAGCCGCUGUCACGGCUCCCGCUGUCACAACCUCCGGUAACGCCUUCACAUUUGGAGCUUCACAGCCAACCUCUCAAGUCGCCAGCCAGAAGGUGUUUGCCUUUGGUCAGACCGCAGUCAGCCAGAACACAACCACCGCUUCGUUUGGAGGUUUUGCGAUUGCCGCCGCUAUGCCCGCAUCCACAGUCACCGCUGCUAAUACUGCUGCCGCCACCACGACACAGUCAACGUUCACUUUUGGAAAGCCAUCAUUUCAAGCCCCGGCACCCCAGUCGACCUUCAGCUCCACGGCCGCCGCACCUAAACCCUUUACCUUCGGGGGCAGCGCAGCAACAACUGCACCUGCGUCCAACUCUUCGGCGACGCCUUUCAACUUUGCGGGAGCUGCUACUGCUGCCACAGCACCAUCCAAUUUUGUGACGCCAAGCAAACCAGCAUUUGGGGGCGGCUCCACCGCCUUCAAUUUCGGCGCCACCACCACACCCUCGGUGGCACCAAGCUUCGGCCAGGCUGCUCAGAGUCAGAGCACGCCAUCCUUCACGUUUGGCAGCACGGCUCCUCAGCAGACCCCCUCGGGCCCUGCGCCACCAGCAUCUGGCGGGUUUAACUUUGGCGCUGCCAUUUCACAAACACAGUUCGGAACACCUGUCGCCAAUAAUCCUGCGCCGCAGAUGGGAGGCUUCAAUUUUGGGGCUGCAGGCACAUCCACACCAUCUUUCGGUCAGACCCCUGCUGCAGCCGCCGGUCCAAUUCCAUUUGGAAGUCCCAGUACACCGGUCCAGGCUUUCAACGCUGUUCCUUUUGGUUCCCCUCCUUCCUUCUCCAUUGGGGCGGGCUCAAAGCCAACCGGGGCGCGGCAGAGAUUGCAAGCGCGGAGGCAGCACAACAGGAAGAAGUAACCUCACACCGGUUGAACUUUUGAGAGGAUUUAGGAGUUGCUGUUAUGGCUUCCCAGUCUCUCCAAACAAGACUGCCACCAAAGCCCUCGGCUUGCCUCGUUGGCGCAGGAUGUAAAAAGCUGCCUGGAUGACUCCCUGUGCUCAGAAGACUGAAUCCGCAUGUGGUUGAGGGAAAGAACAAAUUGAGUGAAAUCAUAUCCACUGUUGUUUUGGACACUCCUGUAGGACGUGAUCCAAAGGAGAAUGGAGACAAAACAAUUUAUUUUUUUACGCAGACUGAUUCGUACCUUCGCAGACCUUGUCCGUGCAAAGUUUGGACAGAUGAUGGCAGGGUCACGUGCAAACAGAGAAGGAUACACAAAGGUGUUGACCAGUUUUCAUUUUUUAAAUUAUUUUUUUAACUGCCGCCUCCCCGUGUACGCGACCGCAAUGUCUGCACAAAAAGGACAAUUUAGUAGAUGGGUUUGAUUGCUUCGCCAUAGUUUGUGCUUGUUCUUUGCAAACAUUCCCAAAAGUCCUCCAAGAGAUUUUUUUUUUUAGAAGUGAUUCAUAAACAACCCACAGACCCGAUCCAGUUUUCACCUCACCAUGCAAUACUGGAUAAUACAUAAACAUUUUGUCAAUUGUUGCGUCACUUUAAAUGAAGUGCUGCUCAGAGGACUUAAUUAAAACGUAUGGACAAACCAAAAAGCUGGUUAAGACAAAAAAAAAAGCUUUUAUUUUAUUUGGACUUUUGUUCAUUUCACAUCAACUCCUAUUUUAUCCAUGAUUCUGAAUAAUUAGUUUGUAGAGCAGACACUAUCAUCUGUCAAUCAGAUAUUCAUGAGAAUUCUUUUUUGGGGGGGGGUCUCGUUAAGUGUCACAUGUGCAGCUCCCGAUGGUCAAUGUUGAUUUAAUAAAAAUGGUUGGGUGGAUG
This is a messenger RNA of Hippocampus comes (tiger tail seahorse), 4478 nucleotides long. RefSeq names its product POM121 transmembrane nucleoporin (gene pom121). The transcript has 13 exons. Bases 68 to 3562 code for a protein of 1164 amino acids. Gene Ontology annotation, biological process: protein import into nucleus; RNA export from nucleus. The record is from RefSeq and is a predicted model, not a curated record. Gene Ontology annotation, cellular component: nuclear pore. NCBI's taxonomy places the organism in Eukaryota, Metazoa, Chordata, Actinopteri, Syngnathiformes, Syngnathidae. Gene Ontology annotation, molecular function: structural constituent of nuclear pore.